CUGUAUGCGGUUUACAGGUUAUGCACUGAGGAAAUUGAGGUGUUGUUAAGGUGGAUCGGUGAUGGGAGGAUUGUGUGUAAUCACACUUACUGAUCAGAUUGUUUUUGAAAACAUGCGAUAUGUGUGAUGAUAACGAUAAUGAAUGACAACGCAUUGGUAGAAGCAACAUACUUUACAGUCGAAGAGCAUUGAAGGAGGAAGCAAAAAAGAAGUUAUUAGCAGCUGUGGAGAACUAAUGCUAUAGUUAAACUUUCCAGGACAAUAUCGACGUCAAGAAGAAAAUUAAUGACCUGAAAUACAACCCAAUUUAAAGCGAUGUUUUGGAAUGCAACAGCCUUCGUGAGGAUAUGAUUACAAGUUACAAAAUGGAGCUGUAGUUUUACAGCCUUCAAUUCCUACCGUUAUUUCCCAGCGUGCUGAAUAAAGUAUCUACUGUGGUCCUUCGCUGUGUUUUUAGAAGACUUUGAAGCAGGCUUGAGCUGCGUGGCUGUUACCAUGUUGGAGCAGAUUUUGGCUGAUAUGUGGAUUGAGCCUGAACUCUUGGCUGAGCUAAAUGAAGAACAAAAACAGAUCCUCUUCUUUAAGAUGAGGGAAGAGCAAGUUCGGAGAUGGAAGGAAAAAGAGGCUCUGCUGGAGAAAGAGCAGUCGCUGGAGAAGAAAUCAAAGAAAGCCAAUGAAAAGUCAGUGAAAUGGCUGCUGGGUUCAGACAACGAUGUGUGGGUUUGGGUAAUGGGAGAACACCUUCAAGACAAAACUUACGACCAGAUCUGUGAUGACAUCAUGGCAGAGAGAGCACGCCAGCAAGCACAGCGAGAGGCAGAGGAGAUCAGGAAAAAGAACGAGGAGGAGCUGGUUAAAAGAUUUUCCAAUGCGCUGUCCCUGGAGCCCCAGAUUGACAGCUCUCUAGACAGCUGGAAGAAGGCGGCUGUUGAGGAAGAGCAAGCCAGACUAAGUGAGGCUGCUGAACAGAAGAGAACCGAGUUGGAAUUAAAGAUGAGGGAGGAAGAAGAGAGACGGCAACAUGAGGAAAAACUGAAACGAUUAGAGGAAGAGAGAACCCAGCAGAUUUAUAUGGACCUCAAGGAGGUCCAACAAACCGUGCAGAAGAGUGAAGACAAGGAGUGGCAGGAGUCACUGAGGAAGUCUAAGGCAGCAGAUGUGCGAAGGAGGUCUAUUGCGAAACAAGCAAGAGAUGACCACAAGCGUCACUCGCUGAAGGCUGUCGAGCAUGGUAGAGUGGCGGCAAUGUCAAAGGCAUUUGGUGGUGGAAAGCCUCUUCCACCAAAACCGAAACCAAGAAAUAACACCCACAAGACUGGAAGUAAAGCAGGACUUCGGAGGACACUCUCUACCUCGACCCGAGAGGUCAUCAUUAGGUGGUUUAAAGAAGAGCAGAUCCCGCGUCGAGCUGGUUACGAGAAGCACAGUGAGCAUCUUGCACCCUGGUUUCAUGGCAUCAUAUCGAGAGAGGAAGCAGAGGAUCUGCUCCGCUCAAAGGGGCAAGGAUCCUUUCUGAUCCGAGUCAGUGAGAAGAUUAUGGGCUACGUGCUUUCCUACCGAUGCCAAGACAGUUUCAAACAUUUUCUCAUUGAUGCCUCUGAGGAUUCUUACUGUUUUCUUGGCGUCGAGCAGUUGGUGCAUUCAACGCUAUCUGAUCUUGUUGAAUAUCAUAAGGUGGAGCCAGUUACUAUGAUGGGAAGAGAACAGCUUCUUGAACCCUGUGGACAGAUGGGGAGUUGCCUGGAUUACUCUGAUCUUUUUCAGUGACAGAUAUGCUAAAACAUGCCAUGCAGGGAUUAAGGUCAAAUCACUGCCUUCUGUGGUUUUAGAGUUUUGUACUUGUGAUCAUACACUUCUCUACUAAUGUACCAUACCUGUUCCCGGACGCAAAGGCUAGAAGUAAAAAAAUAUGUAUUUACUGUGUUCAAAAGAUAGGUUAGUGGCUUUUAGAGUCAGGGAUGGAAAUAAGCCUUCUACUGCAUAGUAGUUUCACCCAUUCCAGGUUUUACUAUGGGCUUGA
Molecule: messenger RNA, 2020 nt
Organism: Polyodon spathula (Mississippi paddlefish)
Lineage: Eukaryota; Metazoa; Chordata; Actinopteri; Acipenseriformes; Polyodontidae
Gene: sh2d4a
Product: SH2 domain containing 4A
Exons: 10
Coding region: 496-1767 (423 amino acids)
Cellular component (GO): cytoplasm
Source: RefSeq, a predicted model, not a curated record